AUGAGAGAAACACUGUUAUUUUUCCUUUUUACAGGAAAUUGCAAUGGACAACAGGCAAAAUGUGCCGCUUGCGUCGGAGUUAUGGAUCAUUUAGGGAAUAUUGAGGGCAAUCAUGCUUGUUUUGAAGAUCUUGAAGAGGAUGACAGUAGAGUAACAUGGAGACAAUGUCCAAUUCUGAUCGGUUUGGACCCUGUCUGUGAGUCCACCGCGGUAACUCAUUGGACUGAAGACGGUAGGCAAACACUGACUGUAUUUCGAAGCUGCGCGGAAGUUCGCAGCGGCACUGAAGAGCAUAAUGAUCAAUUCUGCCUCGAUGAAGUGAUCAGUUCUUCGACUGGAGAGCACUGGAGAUCGUGCACAAGCUUCUGUGACGCUCGGGAAGAAUAUAUGUACGAAUGCAAUCGGAAUAAUAUGCUCUCGACUAUCGCGCUUCAUGAUUCCGGAAAAACAGAUCUUUCCUGCCAAACCUGUUCUGGAGAAAACUGCGAGACAGAAGGAACGACUGAAAAUUGUCCUAUUUGGGCGAAUCAUGGGUGCUUUUCCUCAGCAAAAUUCGAGCUGAAUGAAGAUGAUGAUAACUUGGAAAUGGAGGCAAAAGAGUAUCACAGAGGAUGCUCUGCAUUUUCGGGAGUAGAUACCUGCAUCGAAAUACAGAAAGACUCAGACAUCUAUUCUUCAUUUGGCUCUUGUUUCAACUCAACCGCUGAAAAUCUCGAAACCUGUGAUUUCGAAGAACCAUUUUGCGCGACAAAAAUGACCGCUGAAUGGACAAAAGCAGGCAAACAAAUUCACCACCUCGUCCGAGGAUGUUCAGCGCACCCUUCGCCGGAAGAAAUAAGCGAAGACGCAAAUUGCAUCGAGUCAUCUGUCAACAAUGAGAAAACAAGAGACUGCCGCGUGUCCUGCUCUUCCUACGGAUGCAAUGAAGGAAACGACAUUUUCGACCUCUUCAACUCCGGAAAAGUCAGCAGCUGCAUGACGUGCAAUAAUACCCAGGAAUGUUUGGACGGCGAUUCUGAGUAUUCAGCAUGCCCGGAAUUCGCGAAUGCUGGGUGCUAUGUAGGAACAAAUUGGGAAGAUGAAGAAGAUUUCGAAGUUUAUCGGCAUUGCAGCUCAUUUACGGAACCUGAAACUGAGGAUUGUAAGCCGGCUAUUCUCGACGCUUCAAGACACACAACAUGCAAAAGUUCAUGCAGCGAUAACGAUUGUAACUCUGCACCUGCCACUUACCCGGGUCCAGAGGAUCAUGUUUGUGCAUUUUGCUUUGUCGUCAGAGAUCAUACUGGAAAAAGGCUCUUCGGUGAUGAAGACUGCGAUAAUGAUGAAGUGAUGAACCAAAAAUAUUUGGACUAUAUGGACUUCAUUGAAGCUGGGGGAAACACUACUGACUUCCCAAAUUUUAUAAAUUGUGCCGCUCCUGAAAGUGAGGGCUUUGUCAGUAGCUGUGAGACGACCGUUUUUGUUCAGUGGGAAUCAAAUGGCCGAGAAAACUUCCAAAUCAACAGAGGAUGCUACGUCCAUCCAGUUGGAAUUCCUGAUGAGGAUUGCACCGUCUGGACCAAUAACGAACGAUUUCACUUGUGUUACAAUCUCUGCAGAAGCGAUGAGAUUGAACAAAUCGGCGAUGCCAAGGUUCCUUGCAAUGCUAUGGAUAAAACAUCAGCCGAUUGGACAAAGCUUGGAUACGGGUUGGCAAAGGUCGAAGAACUGCACUUUCAAGACGCUGGCGCCAACAAAGUUAAAUGUCACACAUGCUCUGCUGUAUACGGUUCCGACCAGGCUGAUAUUGAUGCCUGUAAGGCUCUCAAUGAUAAGACCGCAAGCCCUGAUGACUGCCCUGGAUGGGCUUCCCGAGGCUGCUUUGAAGUCGAAGAAAUCACUCUCCGACCUGAUAUCAACCAGACCAAACCGGAUGUCGGCUACCACAAGGGAUGCUCUGCCUUUGACACCUACAAUGAUGAUGCUGACGAGAACGGAAUCAUCUGCCAAGAGUUCCGCGGUCAAUUUUUCGAAUGGGGCGAAGCUUGCAAGACAACCUGCAAGGACGGCGACUACUGCAACGAAGAUCUUCUCGAAGAGCUCCCCACUAAGUGCUACACUUGUGAGUAUACCUGGAGCGACCAUGGUGGUAUCAAGGGAGACCCAGCUUGCGCUUUCCACGAUCUUUUGGGCCCAAUCCAGAUGCAAGAUUGCCCUGCUGACAAACACCACUGCGUCGUUGAAAUGACUGCCCGAAUGGUCGAAACUGGCGAACAGCAGCACACAAUCAAGCGAUACUGCGGCGACGAGCAGCCCCAGGAAGAAACUCCCGAAACUAACUGCAAGACUUCCAUCUCCAGCGAUUUCAACAACCUCUGGGCUAUCAAGCAGUGCUCUACCUCCUGCAACGAUCAGAUCGCUUGCAACUACCACGACAAUGUAUUCGACCUCUUCGAGACUGGCAACAUCAACCGAUGCUACAUCUGUUCCGAUGAGCAGGAAGGAGAAGAAAUUGGCGGCGGAGUUUGCCGAUUCCUCCAGCAGUCUCGAUGCCCAAAUUUUGCCGACGCCGGAUGCUACACUUCGGCAAACUGGAUCGCUGAUUGGCCACAGGGCGAGAACACCAAGGCCCAAUUCUUCCACGGAUGUUCUUCUUUCACCAAAGAAGAGCUCCGACAAGAGUGUCACAGACAAAUUGUCGGCGGCAACAUGGACUCUCAAGCAUUCGAUCUCACCGUCUGUCGCGAAGUCUGCGAUGGCUUUUCUGACUGCAACUUCACCCCGAUUCGACCUCCAGUAGCGCCGAAAUGCGCUGCUUGCGUCGCAACUAUGGAUCAUAUGGGCAAUCUCCUUGCUGGAAACGCCAAGUGCUUCGAAAAUCUCGACAGAGACGAUGAAGAUAUUCUCUGGGUAUCUUGCCCUGCAGUUGACGGAAGUCCAUUCAAGCCUGUCUGCGAGUCCAGCGCGACAGUCGUCUGGGAGCCAAACGGUCGACAAACAAUUACAGUCACUCAAGGCUGCUUUGAAAUUCUUAGAGAAGAGAACAACGACCUUGAUGUCUGUAACGUCGAAAUUGUAAGUGAAGGUAUCCAGACUCGUAAUUGCGUCAAAACAUGUGAUCCAACUGGUUCCUUUGGCAACGAGUGUAAUCGACGAAAUGUUGAAGGCGUCAUUGCCAUGCACGGUGUUAACAAUACUGAGAUUGCUUGCCGAUCUUGCUCUGCCAACUCGACUAGCUCUCCCGAAGAAAUCGAGUACUGCAGAAAUGUUCCAAGCCCAAUUGACCCAACUGGAUGUCCUUCCUGGGCCGACCGAGCCUGUUUCAACGUCCGUGAUGCCGUCAUCAAGCCCGAUGGUGAUUCCAGUCCCGGUGACAGCGACAUUGCUUACCACAAGGGGUGCUCUAGCUUCGACUUCCUCGAGGAAGACAAUGAAAAUGUCGCGACUACCGACAGCGUCAACUGCCGAGAAUACUACGACAUCAACGCUCAUCGAUACACUGAGUCUUGCAAAGAAACUUGCAAGACGCCAUUUUGCAACUCCGGAGAAGUCAAACAGCCUAUGAAGUGCUUCUCAUGCUCAUACUCUUGGGAUGAUUUCGGAAUCGCUGUCGGCUCUGGAGACGAACGAUGCCGAAGGCCUGAGAAUUUUGCUCCAUCCGACCUGACUACCUGUCCUGAAGACAAGCCAUAUUGCUUCACUGAGUUUGAAGCAGACUGGAAUCAGCGAGGAAAUCAAUUCCAUCGAGUCACUCGAGGCUGCACUUCACACAAAUCAGUCGACCCACCAACCAAAAAGGAUAACUGCGAGACAUUCUUGAGCGACGCAAAUGGCCAAUGGUCUCAAAAAACUUGCGCAACUUCUUGCGACUCUAACGUCCUCGGAUGCAACAAUAACAAUGAUAUCUACGAGCUUUUCUCGACCAAGAAAGUCUCUAGAUGCCACUCUUGUCAUCUUUCCCAGCGCCCAGGUGAGAACAUCGGUGUCCAAGACUGCGAUACAAACACACAUGUUGGCGACGCCAAGAAAUGCGAGCUCUAUGAAGAUAAUGGAUGCUACACCGCUAAGAACUGGCACGUUGAAUACGGAACUGAGCUUUUGGAAGCCUACAGAGGCUGCUCUUCAUUUACUGAGGAUGAAGUCAAUGCGCCAUCUUGCGAGGAUACUAUUCUUGGUGGAGGUGGAGGAAGCUCUUCAACUGUCUACACCACUUGCCGAGAAUGGUGCGAUGAGGAUAGAUGCAAUGAUCAAGUCCUUGAAAACCCCGGUCCCGAUCUGACUCUGAAAUGCAUCUCAUGCGAGGCCGAAAUGGACUUCUUCGGAAACGUCACUUCUGGAAAUCAUCUUUGCUUCGAAGAUGGACUUGGAAAGGAAUACGAGCAAGUCUGCGACGAGAGUGUUGGUGGCGGACGAGUUCCGUAUUGUUCGAACGAUUUGGAAGUUGACUGGCUGACCAAUGGUCGACAGGUUUUGCGAAUCAAGCGAGGCUGCAAGCAACAGACUGAAGCGGAAACUUACUGUAACGAAGGCAGCCAUGGACCUGUCAUGUACAAGCACUGCCAGGAACAGUGCAAAGCUGAGAAGGGCGAGGUCUGCAACCGGGAUACAAUCGAAGCUCUUCUGGACAAGUUUGACUCUGGCAAGAAGAACGUCAUGUGCCGAGAAUGCUUCGCUGACUCUUCAAUGGGCAAAGACUGGAUGGAAUACUGCCGAAAUCAGCCAAGUCCCGAAGAUCAGGGACACUUGUGUCCAAAAUGGGCCAAUGCUGGAUGCUUCAACGUCCGUGUGACCGAAAACGAUGAAGAUGUUGCUUAUUCUAAGGGUUGCUCAACUUUCGAAAUUGAGGGAACUCAGUGUACUCAAUUCACGGCUCCAGAUGGAGAACAAGCAUCUGUCAGCAGAAAGACCUGCGAUGCAAGUGCCACUCCUUUCUGCAACAAGGGUGAAGUUGAUGACUCAAUCUGCUAUGGUGAGGGUGGUGAUGCUGCUGCUCUUACUUUUUCAGCUAUUUUGGUUCUCCUUACUGCUUUUCUGUACUAA
Messenger RNA from Oikopleura dioica, 5019 nucleotides. The record is from the annotation of a GenBank genome assembly. Lineage: Eukaryota; Metazoa; Chordata; Appendicularia; Copelata; Oikopleuridae.